Molecule: messenger RNA, 932 nt
Organism: Amphimedon queenslandica
Lineage: Eukaryota; Metazoa; Porifera; Demospongiae; Haplosclerida; Niphatidae
Exons: 2
Coding region: 130-879 (249 amino acids)
Source: RefSeq, a predicted model, not a curated record
AGAUGCUAAACUAAGGAAAUGAACUUUGAACUUUUAAUUUUCUAAAUAAAGAGCAGCACCAUUGACCAUUCAUCUUUUCCUCAUAAUUCUAUAGACUGAUUAGAGUGAUUUCCUCAUAGUACUAGGUCAAUGGCAGGAAAUAUUCUACCUACAGUUCAAGCAAACCAACUAGGCCUGGAACCACGUGAAGAGCCAAACAUCAUUUUAUAUGGCCCUCCAGAUGACUGGGGACAUCAAAAAGAGAAAGGCUUUACUGAAAUUGACAUCCUAUCAAGUCUACUGACCGGCCCUCAAGCAAAAGAGAUUGUUCUUUUCAAGGAGGAAAACUUCACAUUCGAUAUAGCACUAGCCACAGCAAGAAACAACUCAUGGGAAGGGAUACAUCAUGGAGGGUUUCAUAAAUUUGAAGAAAAGAAGCUAAAAUCAAUUGAUUUAUGCAGUAAAAUAGGCAAACAGCAGCGUAUGAGUGAGAUUGAAAUCAUGAGUAGAAUGGCAGAUAUGCUUAAGACCCCUGCACCUCCUUCUGAGGCUAAAAAAGCCGGUCAAGUUGUCUGGUACCAAUAUCCGUACAGGGAAAAAGAAGGACCAUCACCAAAAGAAGCGAUGAAUAACGUAAAGGAUUGGCAAGAAAGAGGCGACUACUUACUACUUGGAAUAGUGUCCACAAGUACAAUGUUAAGCUUCAAAAUCAGAAUUGAUCAACACUUCACUGACUACAUCAACCAGGAGUACCCUAAUUAUUCAUUUCUUGGAGUUGACAAGAAAUUUGUUGAUAAGCUUGUCUCCUAUGGAUACUGUAACGUUGAGUGCAAAAGUUCUGAUGAUCAAGAACAAAGCAAGUUUGAUAAGCAUCUGACAUUGGUAUUUCAAAAGAAAUAGCUUUAGAGCUAACGUUACGUUUUGUACAUGUACAUGUAGUCCUAGUAAUUAUU